Molecule: messenger RNA, 900 nt
Organism: Lontra canadensis (Northern American river otter)
Lineage: Eukaryota; Metazoa; Chordata; Mammalia; Carnivora; Mustelidae
Product: cyclic nucleotide-binding domain-containing protein 1-like
Exons: 6
Coding region: 37-900 (287 amino acids)
Source: RefSeq, a predicted model, not a curated record
UAUAGGACAUUGCGUGAACACAAAAUUGUGUGGAAAAUGCUGAAAACAAUUCCAGAUUUGACCUGUCAGUUACCUGAGGAGCAUCUGAAAAUACUUAGUAAGAGUGUCACUUCUGAAACCUGGGUAAAAGGCAGCACAGUGGUUGGAAAUGAUGGAUUUUAUAUAAUACUGAAAGGUUCAGCUAGACCUCAAACAAAGGUACAUAGCAAUCUGAUUGAAAAAAAUGAGUCAGCAGCUUCUUUCAUACCUCAGCGUUUUCACGGAUUUGUCAAUGAAGACUUCAAAAACUUUAUGCUUGCUGAGAUGCACCCACCUUCAUGUGACGCAACACUUCGACAAUGGAGUACCUUUGGAACCCUAGAAGUUGAAGCUCAGACUGAAUCACAAACAAAGGAGUACUCAGUGAUCACAGAAGAAGAUUGUGAAAUUCUUAAAAUCUCUGCAAAGAAUUAUGCAAGGUUUAAAUCGGAAAAAAUAAAACUCGAAAAUAAAGAAAAGGUGAAAUUAAUUUGUAAAUGUCCAUAUUAUGAAGAGUGGCCCACUUUAUCCAUACGUGAGCUAGUUGCACUCAUUAAAUGGAAAAAAUUUCCUCCAGGUCAUGAGCCUGUGAAUAUUACUUUAUAUGGCAAAAGAUAUGGAAACCUUAAGGCUCUUGAGAGGAAGAUCUUAUCAUUGAUUAAUCAGGGUUCUGCAAAGGUUCAGUUCUGUGGAAAUAGCAUCAGUUCUCUUUUAACAAAUCCUGCACACCUAAUUAAAACUUGCCACAUUCUGGCCAAGGUCCAAACACUGCCCACUGCAGACAAGGAGAAACUGCAGAUGACUGACCUGAGGGAUAAAGCAGCCAGAACACAGCAGCAGAGUGCAGAGAGCACACGCCAUAGAUACUUCCUGAAGCACUAG